This is a messenger RNA of Fragaria vesca subsp. vesca, 492 nucleotides long. Its product is annotated as SKP1-like protein 4-like. Gene Ontology annotation, cellular component: nucleus; cytoplasm. Lineage: Eukaryota; Viridiplantae; Streptophyta; Magnoliopsida; Rosales; Rosaceae. The record is from RefSeq and is a predicted model, not a curated record. The transcript has a single exon. Bases 1 to 492 code for a protein of 163 amino acids. Gene Ontology annotation, biological process: SCF-dependent proteasomal ubiquitin-dependent protein catabolic process. Gene Ontology annotation, molecular function: cullin family protein binding.
AUGUCGUCGAAUACUGAAAACCCUGCUGCAACCACAUCGUCCACGUCAUCAGAGAAGAAGAUGAUAACCCUGCAGAGCGCCGAUGGAGAGCCUUUUGAGAUUGAAGAGGUGGUGGCCCUUGAAUCGCAGACGAUCAAGCACAUGGUGGAGGAUGACUGCGCAGAGAAUGCCAUCCCUCUGCCGAAUGUGAAAGGUGCCAUUCUAGCCAAGGUUAUCGAGUACUGCAAGAAGCACGUAGAGGACGCCGGCGAGGACCUGAAGGCUUGGGACGCUGAGUAUGUCAACGUCGACCAAAACGUACUGUUUGAUCUGAUAUUGGCGGCAAACUAUCUGAAUAUUAAAGGGCUGCUGGACUUGACUUGCCAGAAAGUGGCGGACAUGAUCAAGGGUAAAACUCCGGAGGAGAUUCGAACAUUGUUCAACAUCACCAAUGACUUCACUCCUGAGGAAGAAGAGGAGGUCCGAAGGGAGAACCAAUGGGCCUUGGAAUAG